CUCAUCCUCAGCUGGACAAUUACCGUUGGCAUUGGUGAAGAGCCACUAAGUUUUUUUUUUUCUCCAUCAGUAAGCGAGAGACACAGGGGGAGUUUUAGUCAUCCGCAGACAGGAGACCAGCGACGAGAGAGACACAGCGGUGGCUGAACCUGGUAUCCUCACCGAAUGUGGUCAUUAUCCUAGCCAGACCGUGCUCCAUACCUCGGCCAGGAAGCUUCUCUGCAGCGAGACUCCUACCCGGAUUCCCCUGAAGACCACCGGCCCCUUCCGGCACCAAAAUGAGGAUACUGAACUUCUUCUACAUCCUUCUCCUCCUUGCGACUUUCCUCUUGUUAGUUAAGGGGCAGAGACCAGAUUUCCUGAAUCUGAAGCGAAAGUACCACAGGCAUCACUGCCCACACAGAAGAUGCAUGCCUCUUCACUCAAGAGUACCAUUCCCCUGAAGCACCGAAUGUUGCAUGGUGAUUCUGGAACAUGCCGUCCCGAUGCCGUGUGGCAGCAGUGACCUCUGGGAAAGUCGUGGGGGGGGGGGGCACCCAGACUCAGCAGAAACCAACAAGCCAGAGAUUUCUCCUGGGAAGACAACUGCUACCACACCAAAAACUUCUUGGGUUUCCAAUUGAAAAAUUGUAAAUAAUGCAGAAAUAUGUUUUUCAGAUGCCAGCUUUUAUGUAUUUUGACUAUUUAACUACUGUGUUAUAAAAAUAUUCAGUGUAAAUACAUGCGCAUGUAUUACUUGUGAUGAAUCGCGAGGUCUUACGCUACAGCACACUCACAAACGUGAAGACCAACCAAAGAUUUAGGCUUUAUAUGAUCAGUGCAGACACAACAGCACAACUGAUGUCAGCAUAGAUCACACUACAUAAAUACAUGUAAAAAUGAUACGUUAAAUAUUGCUGUUGAGUUUACGCUACUAAAGCGUAGAUAAAGGUUUUAUUUAUAAACCCCCCCACGUAAAGGAAGGCAGAGAGUAGUUCAAAAUUGAAAGGUUGACAGAAAAACUGCACACAUUCUGGGAAAGUGUAGUUUGCCAUUUUAUAACAUACUCAAAUGUGUUUAUAUGCAAGUAACGCACUUGUUUAACUGAUGUAAUUUUAAUAAAUUGUGUAUACUCUU
Messenger RNA from Paramormyrops kingsleyae, 1116 nucleotides. It is a transcript of the gene apela, whose product is annotated as apelin receptor early endogenous ligand. Gene Ontology annotation, molecular function: apelin receptor binding. The record is from RefSeq and is a predicted model, not a curated record. NCBI's taxonomy places the organism in Eukaryota, Metazoa, Chordata, Actinopteri, Osteoglossiformes, Mormyridae. Gene Ontology annotation, biological process: apelin receptor signaling pathway; heart development.